Molecule: messenger RNA, 2091 nt
Organism: Cordyceps militaris CM01
Lineage: Eukaryota; Fungi; Ascomycota; Sordariomycetes; Hypocreales; Cordycipitaceae
Product: Fungal transcriptional regulatory protein
Exons: 6
Coding region: 1-2091 (696 amino acids)
Biological process (GO): regulation of DNA-templated transcription; DNA-templated transcription
Cellular component (GO): nucleus
Molecular function (GO): zinc ion binding; DNA binding; DNA-binding transcription factor activity, RNA polymerase II-specific
Source: RefSeq, a predicted model, not a curated record
AUGGAAAGCAAUUCCUCCAGAGCUGCCCGGAGCCGUUUGUCCUGCAGCGAAUGCCAGCGGAGGAAGCAAAAGUGCAACAGAGAAUGGCCCUGCAACCACUGCUUGAAGCGAAAAGUGGCGGAUAAAUGCCAUUUUGCUCUGCCCACCGCGAAUGCGCCAGCCGAGGCACCGACAGCUUCAGACAGUCGCAAGCGCCAGGCCAGUUCGGAUGAGACUGACACGGAUAUUAUACCUACCGUGGCUGAUUUUCAACCCGGGUCUUUGGGCUAUCAUACAGCGGACCUGCUCGCCGGUCUCGGCCUCGAGGACAAGAAAGAUGCCCCCGAUGACAAUCAGUACUGGACAGACGUAGCUUCAUGUUCUGCGCUGGGGCGCGCAUUCAAGGAGUUUCCGAAGCGACAUUGGGUUGACUCGCUCCUUCGCAUCUUCUUCAACAACAUCAACAACCAAUUCUAUAUUCUGUAUCCGGCCGCCUUUUUUGACGAGUAUCGGAAUUGGUGGACCAGGGUGCAAGAAAACAGACCAGUGGCGCUUCAAUUUACUGCUCUCCUCUUUACCGUCUGCGCGUGUUCCAUUCAGCAUGCCGACGAAUCUCUCAAAGCUGUAAUUGAGCGCGAUAUGGGGGACAGCACGGAAAUAUUGUCAGAAAAAUAUCACAACAUUGCACGAGAGCUGGGAAGCGUGGUUCCACCCGGAUCCAGCCAUCUUCACAGCUGCCAGAGCAUGCUUCAUUCGUCAUACUGGUACAUUUCGCAAGCAAAAUACCCAGAGGCAUGGCAUGCACUCAGCGCUGCUGCUCGGGAAUGUCAGAUACUUGUAAGGGAGAAAGAUCAAGCAUUUCAUCAACUUCCCUCUUUUGAACGCGAAAUGAGACGCAGAUUGUGGUGUGUUAUUCAGAUCUUGGACUGGCAAACAUCUGCUGGUUUAGCUCGUCCUACUAUCGUAAAUUGGUCCGCCGUUGAAGUCGUGCUUCCAGCUCUCACAAUGGAGGCUUUUUCACCAUCUCCAAUGCUUCACAUGAAGAUACAAUCACAGCUGAUUUCGCAGUUGGCUGUUACGUACCCGAAUACCAUCAAUUUGGAACCGAGCGAAAUUCGACAAUACCAAGCGACGGUAGAAGCUUGGGCGAAAGCUUUUCCCCGGGUCUAUGCUUUUGGCAAUCCAGAUACAUCAAAAGAUGCGACAAAUCCAUGGAUCAUCUUCAACCGAUUUUAUCUGUAUACCAUGGCGUACUUUCUUCUACUGGCAUCUAUUCGACCAGUGAUGCUCAAGGGGUAUACCUCUGCCCUGUCGGAAGAAGAGCAAGGCCUCUGUGCAGACGGCAUCAAGUAUUGUGCGAAGAAUAUCAGGGUUGCGGUUCUUUGGGCCGACCAUGUUGACCGGCAUGGAGGUGGCUACCAUUUCAUGAUUAGUUCGGUCUUCGAUACAGUUGUCCUCCUAUGCACAUGCAUCAUGAAGGACGUGGAGAAUACCAUGAAGAAAGAGGACGAAGUAUACGAGGAGCUCGAUAAUGCCGUGUCAUUGUUUGCUCGACUGGCGCAUACGUCUUCUACAGCAAAGUUUGCUUUCGACACUGCCUCUCAGUUAGUGCCUAGGCUGCAGCGACCUGAUACGGUGCGCAGGACACAAAAGCGACAAAAGACUGAUGCGACCGAAGUAUCGCCAGCACCAGUCACCGAGGCGACCGGGCUCGUGUCAGCCCUAAGCCCGGGACUGGCCCUGGAAACUGGCUCUGAGACAUCACCGGAACAGCUGAGCCGAGGCUUUCUUACGCCGGCGAGUAUGUCGGAUGGUUGGCAAGGGUCCACGGACGACGUGCGACAGACCCCGUCUGUAGGUGACCCCCAAGCAAGCUUUGGCGCUAUCGACGAGUCGCUGUCGCCGUGGCCGAUGGAUAACCACGACGAGACGGCAUCUGUGGAGCCAAUAGCUGCGUACGGGGAGGAUUUUCGAUUUUUACUGGAGGAGCAGGCCACAGAUGACUUGGCCGACCAGGCUGGGCACCUGGAUGACUUUGCGGCGUUGUGGGAUUGGGAGGCCCUUGGCCUUGGGACUUAUCCGCUUGAAAAACCUGCGAAUUUCGGAGAUUAA